Messenger RNA from Dermacentor andersoni, 3188 nucleotides. It is a transcript of the gene MICU1, whose product is annotated as Mitochondrial calcium uptake 1. Gene Ontology annotation, molecular function: calcium ion binding. The record is from RefSeq and is a predicted model, not a curated record. Gene Ontology annotation, cellular component: uniplex complex. Lineage: Eukaryota; Metazoa; Arthropoda; Arachnida; Ixodida; Ixodidae. Gene Ontology annotation, biological process: calcium import into the mitochondrion; mitochondrial calcium ion homeostasis.
UAAAAUGUUGACCUGAGUUGGCAUCACUGGUAGCUGUAGUUUUCUCGCGUUCCUCGGCUUUACUUUAAGCUCGUUGUUGCGAUAACGCCAUUCCCGACUGCCACAGCAGCUGUGCUAGAGAUUGCAACUUUCGGUUCCAUAUUAUGCGACCUUGGCACAUCGACGAUUCUUAAGCGACGUUGCCUUGAGAGCCAGAGAUGUUGCCUUUAUUGCGCAGAAGUCUUCCCAUAGCUGGAAGGCUGCGGUAUAGCUGCUCGCCCCGUUAUGUUGUUGACGCUCAUCGAAUACUUAUUGUGGGCUCGUCAUUCGACCGAAAUAAUAUAAGAACUCACUAUGAUUUUGGCCAUAAAAAGAGGAAAACACCGAUGUAUGAAUACGUCUGUUGUUUCGGCGUCUUCUUGGGCACCGUCUGUGUCUUCAUCGACUACGAGACGCUUGGUGAGAAGAUGGAGGAUGGGAUUGAGGCAGUUCGCAAGUACUUUCGUGUAUCCUCAGAGAGUAGUGUGUCACAUCCUGGUGGUAGUGAGGGUGAAGAGGACUCUGAUGUUGAAGAAACAAAAGGAAAAAGCAAAGGAAAGAAAAAGAAAGACAAGCCUGGGUUUCGCGACAGAAAAAUUAUUGAGUAUGAGAACCGUAUUCGAGCUUACUCUACUCCAGACAAAAUAUUUCGUUACUUUGCCACCAUGAGAGUCUACAAUGAGGCUGGUGAUUCUGAAAUUUUCAUGUCACCCCAAGACUUCCUUCGUUCUAUAACACCUGGUACCAAGCAGCCUGAAGGCUAUGGACUUGACCAGUACAAGAGAAUCGACAUACGUACUGAUAAUGCUUCUGGAAACAGUUACAAGGUGUCUGCUGACAUGGAUGAGAAAGUAUUUUCAGGACUAAGCAAAGACAGCAUUUUUUACAAGCUGAGUUCGUCUGGCUUGAUCAGCUUUUCGGAUUACAUUUUCCUGCUCACCAUACUGUCAGCAUCAAAGCAUCAGUUCGAGAUUGCAUUUCGGAUGUUUGACCUGAAUGGAGAUGGCAACGUGGACUAUGAUGAGUUUGAAAAGGUCCAGACAAUAAUCAGGCACCAAACUAGCUUUGGCAUGCGGCACAGGGACCACCAGACAACGGGCAGCAUCUACAGGGGAGUGAGCAGUGCUCUUUGCAACUACUUCUUUGGCCCCAAGCUUGACAAAAAGCUUACAGUAGAAAAGUUUUUGAACUUUCAACGGCAGUUGCAGACUGAAAUCCUCACCCUAGAGUUCAUGCGUAAAGAGCCUGAUGAACAAGGCAUGAUUAGAGAGUGGGACUUUGCUGACCUGCUGUUGACUUACGCUGGACUCAAUGACAAAAAGAAGUCUCGUAUGAUCAAACGUAUAAAAAAAAAGUUCAAGAGCCAGUCAGAGGGUAUCAGUCUUGAAGACUACCUCCAGUUCUUCCACUUCCUAAGCAACAUUACAGAAGUGGACACUGCACUGACAUUUUAUCACAUAGCGGGAGCUUCCAUUGAUGAAGCUACCUUGAAACAUGUGGCGAGAACUGUUGCUCAUGUGGACCUCAGAGACUAUGUCAUUGAUGUCAUCUUCACUCUGUUUGAUGAAAACUUGGACGGUCAGCUAAGCAACAAAGAAUUUGUCUCAGUGAUGAAAGAACGCCUUCACCGUGGUCUUGAAAAGCCAAAGGAUACAGGAUUCGUAAAACUCAUCAACUCUGCGUGGAAGUGUGCAAAGUUGAAAAAGCCAGUGCUUCUUGACAUAUAAUAGAGGGUCGGUUUUGUGUGUGGCUUUAUAUGAUUCAUUGUUUUUAGCUUGUUACAGUUGCCUACAGCAUUACCAAAUAAUCUUUAUUGAAUAUGAAUGCAUGCUCCCUUUUGAGUGUUUCCUGUUGUGAAAUCAUUUGUUAGCGAGAGUUCUGGUGUGAAAUAUUUUUUCCUGAUCAAGUGAUUUGCGAGUCAAAAUUCUGAAGAUAACUUCAGAUUGGUUUUAAGUAUGCUAUGUGCAAGAAUUAUGUAGUCCAUUGGAAUGUUGUUCUGAGAUAGUUAGACCAAAAAAGCUGCUUCUUGUUAGUAUAGAAAGUAAAGGGAAACUACAUCGAACAGUCCAAUUAAGCAGUGCCCUAGUACAGUCGACUCCCGUUAAUUCGAUUUUUUGCUACCUUAAGAUUUGGUCGAAUUAUCAAACAGUGGCAAAAUGAACCAAUUCAAAUCUUUUAGUUGCUUUGAGUAGUCUGCAAUAUCGUUUCGCUUCUUGCUCUUGAAUUGCAACUCAACUAGCGUGCAGUGAAGAGCACUUACAUAUUUAAAUGCUGCCUCAGCAUCAGACAAAAAGAAAAAUUCGACAUUGUUGAGCCCAGCCUCAACAUCAACUGCACUCAGUGGCUCCAGUAGGGCACUGUCGGCAACAUUGUCAGUGUCGCUCUCAAUCAGUACAGUCUGUGCGGGCUGUCAUGUAGUUGACAAUGUUGUCGUCCUUCAGUGGCGCUGUGUAAUUGCCACACGACGCCAUGCUGAAUGGACAAAGCAGACUGCUGAAUAUGGGAGCAUGACACGUCACAAAACAAGUAGGAAUGGAUGGCUUCACGGGAAGUAGGAGCACCAGACACUACUAGAUAAAACAGCUUCCCACCUAUGGAAACAGUAGUGCCAUCUGCUAAAUUUCUGGUGUUUUCAAGCUUUUAGUACUGCUGCGUGCAUGAGGAAGUGUCAGUGGGGGUUGAAUUAACUGAAGCAGCAUGCUAUCCUGUUCAAACUAAAUGGGUUUUUCACCCAUAGUACUGUAUGGUUUCUGGCUAAGACUUGCCAGUGCAUAGGGAUUAAGCGAAAAGUCAAAUUAUCCGAAUGUCGAAUUAACGGGAGUCUGCUAUAAUUUUUUCAAGCAGGAAACGAGAGGGAUAUCUUAGAGCAAGGGGGCAGUCCUUCGAGCUGCAACAUCAACUUGAUAUUGACCCCUCUCUUUUGUUACCAUAUUCAGGGCCUUCCCAGGGGCCCCAAAUACCUGAAGUGUGCAGAAUACCUGUCCCUAGAGCAAAGUGCUCUCACAUUCAACACACAAAAGCAGUCAGCAUUCUCCACCUUGCCCUCCAGCCACUACUGGCACUUCUUUGGCAAGUUAUAAACAUGUUGGUCAAGGACUGGUCGGUGACCAACCAACUGGAGGUGAAUGCUGGACAUUGGUGUGAUAAUAAAGUUUCUUUCUUGCCUCAGA